AUGAAUUUCGCGCCGGUAACUUGUAAAGCGUUUAGCGCUAUGCAAAACCUCGACAUAGCGCAGUUGGCCACCUGUAGCCAGCAAGAAAUUAGACCACUGCUUCCGUGUCUGGUACGCAUGAGUUUGCUGUCGCCGCUGGACAACACCAAGGGAUGGGCCGAUGCACGGAAACAGAUUCUUUCCCUGCUGGUGGGAAUCGAGGUGGUAAAUAAUAUUGUUUCACUACUGCAAGUCAAUUACCAUGAGCUGGAAAUCGAUGUAAAGAAGGAACAGCAGAUUAGGCAAAAGAUUGGAUACACAACACAGGACUCGGCACAGUUUCACAGCCUUCCGAACGGUAUUGUGAUGGGGUUUGAGCGAGCGGACGGCACGAAUAAGGUUCGCGUAGUACUGUCGGAAUUGUUUUACCUUCAGGCCCAGAUUAACGAGCUGGCCACGCAAGCAUCGUUACAGAAAUCAUCCUCAAACGAGCUUACCAUACGCCCAUCGGAGCUGUUUGACAAUGAAAUAUACCUGGAAGAAAUAGCUGACAUCAUCUGUAUCGCACUGGCCGAGCUUCCUUCGCUGUUAAACUUGCAGGAAGUGGUCGAAACGCUACUGUACGUUCGCAAUGGAUCGAAGAUUGUUUGCUGGAUCGUGGCUAACAUGCCGGAUUGCUUUCGUGAGGUUGUUACUGCACUAAUUACAAACAGUGAUGAAGAUACCACCGAUGGCCGGGUGAAGCUUGCUGCAUUGUACGAACUGAGCGAAAUGAACCCCAGCCAGGCACUGUCGAUGCGUACGAUCUGUGUGGAAACGGUAAAGAUGCCCUCGCUGAUGAUCAAACUGAGUCUUCAGGAUCCCCAGAAUUUGGUGGCUUUCGUGUCCGGAUUACUGCUAGGCAAUGAUCAAAACAUUCGCUCCAGCUUCGCUCUGUACAUCCGCACGAGUCAGAAGCGUAAAGGAGAUGUGUUGCACCAACUGCGGGAAGAAUUUCUAAAGCAGCUGAUGAACAUCAACUUGCAGUCCGUGAACGGAACGCUGCUGGAAGAGCUCGUAGUGCAGGCUGCUGCCAUUGUACGUCUUUACUGUGCACUACGGACCAUAUCGGGGAUCAAAUUCUUUGACGAGGAAAUACAACUACUAGUGCAGCUGAUCACCUCAAAACCACCUCCAACUCCAGCAGGAAUUCGCUUCGUUUCGUUGGGCCUUUGUAUGUUCAUUGCUUGCUCUUCACUCAUCACGCAUCAAUCGCACGAAGCUAAGAUGAUCGAAUGGAUACAGUGGCUUAUCAAGGAGGAAGCAUACUUCGAAAGUGUGAGCGAAGUUUCAGCGUCGUUCGGUGAGAUGUUACUGCUCUUGGCAAUCCAUUUUCAUAGCAAUCAGAUGCUACAUAUCACCGAGCUGGUCUGUUCUACGCUGGGGAUGAAGUUUACACUGCGACCAAACACGAUCACGCGCAUUAAGCUGAUCUUCACACAGGAAAUCUUUACCGAGCAGGUUGUCGCAGCUCAUGCGGUUAAAGUACCGGUAACACUGAACCUCAACGCGACCAUCCCGGGAUAUCUGCCGGUGCAUUGUAUCCACCAGCUACUAAAAUCAAGAGCCUUCUCCAAGCAUAAGGUCCCGAUCAAGAGCUGGAUAUACAGACAGAUCUGUAAUUCGGUCACCCCGAUGCACCCAGUAUUGCCGGCAUUGAUAGAAGUGUACGUCAGCUCCAUUAUACUGCCAAAUCAGAAGGGUUUGCAGGAACAGCACACGCAUAAGGCGCUUUCCGAGCAGGAAAUAGCACAGGUGUUCCAGAAUGCUUCCGGACUGUGGAACAAGGAGCAACAGGGCAGAGUAAAAUCAAUGAAUCAGUCUGGUUCGGAUCGAUUGAACAAAGAUCACGUGCCGAUGGAUGUGGAUGAUUCGGGCAAUCGGCAGCCAAAUCUUACCCCCCAGUUGCUGUUACUUUACUAUCUGCUGCUCUACGAGGAUGUGCGGUUGAGCAGUAUGCCACAAAUAAUUGCCAGCGGUCGGCAGGUUAAAAGCUACAACAACGAGUUCAUGUCCGAGCUGCCUAUAAAGUAUCUGUUACAACAGGCGCAAAGAAAUCAACACGAAUACAGCGCUCUGUUUAGUCCACUGUUGCGCCUUUUGGUGACACACUUUCCUCAUCUUUCGCUGGUGGACGAUUGGAUUGAUGAAGAGUCGACCGCGUUCAACGACAGUUCUGCUGCUACCAGCAUCAACGAGCUUACCAUCAUUGAAGCGUUCGAAGAGAUCGAUCUGAACCCAGCGCGUGUUAUCAAGCUAUUGCGCAGAAUGAUGCGAAAGUCACCUACAGCACUAUGGCCGCUGGCUCCAACGUUUAUCCGAUAUUUCAAGCAUACGCUUAACCAUACGGUGCCAUUGCUUCUACAAGAACUGUAUCGGCAGGUUUGGAUGCGGUUAAACACGAUCUUCCCCCGACGGUUGUGGGUCAUGUCGAUUAAUGCCCUGAUGCCUGAGGAUAAAGUAACAAAAAAUUUUACUAUUACCCAGGAGAAAAUUCUGUUCGAUCCGCUACAGGUACUGCGAUGCGACAAACGAGUCUUCCGCUGUUCCAGUGCUCUUACGAUUGUGUUGCGGAUAUUGCAAGCGAUACUGGCUGCUUCCAGAAGUCAACUAUCGCGCCACAUGCUCGACAAACCGCUGAUCGACAUUGGGAAUCAAGUCAAAACGGACAACGAUCGUGAGGAGCUGAAGUUGGCACUGAUCGCUACACAGGAAAGCGUUGGAGUGCAGAUUAUUCUGGAGGCGUGUCUCGAGAAUGAAACAGAUUGCUCAGAACCGGGACGGCUAUGGGCGCUCAGAGAGGUUCGCGGCGUCAUUUGCUCGUACAUCCAUCAGAUGUUUAUCGCGGAACCGUCGCUGGCGAAGCUGGUCCACUUUCAAGGAUAUCCUCGCGAGCUGCUAGCGAUAACGGUGCGUGGCAUACCUUCGAUGCACAUUUGCUUGGACUUUAUACCGGAACUGCUAAGCAUGGCGGAAAUGGAAAAGCAAAUAUUUGCGAUAGAUCUUGCGUCACACCUUUCGCUGCAGUAUUCACUGCCAAAAUCGCUUAGUAUAGCGAAGCUAUGCAUUAACACGCUCAUGACGCUGCUAGGCGUGCUUUCCGGGGAUACUCGCACUGAAAUGUGCCGUGCCUCGCUACCCUGUAUCGUACGCUUUGCCGAAGCAUUUCCUCCAUUGCUGGACGAGUGCAUACUGUAUCUGCUACAUCUCGGACGUAUAGUACAAUCCCAAGCUGCCCUUGGCCGUUCCACAUCACUUCCUUCGUUGUACGUUGGGCAGGAUUGCAAGCGUCGGUCACAAAGCGGACAGUUGCAGCACGCUGAAAGCUUGGUUGAUGAGGUGCGGGAGACUUUUGCCAAGCUUUUGGAUGCGGCCGUACUAAGUCCAAAGAUAUAUUCACACUCGGAAACGGACAGUGGGAAUUAG
Anopheles marshallii is the source of this 3444-nucleotide messenger RNA. RefSeq names its product integrator complex subunit 2 (gene IntS2). Gene Ontology annotation, biological process: snRNA 3'-end processing. The transcript is spliced from 3 exons. Bases 1 to 3444 code for a protein of 1147 amino acids. The record is from RefSeq and is a predicted model, not a curated record. Lineage: Eukaryota; Metazoa; Arthropoda; Insecta; Diptera; Culicidae. Gene Ontology annotation, cellular component: integrator complex.